GGACGCUUAUACGAGAUGUGAAAAUGUGUUAAGUCAUUUUAAAAAUAGUUUAGCUAAAUCAAUUUUGUACUACUCAUUAUAAAUUGUUUGCUAAUAAGUAUAUAAAUCAUAGAUAUAUAAAAUUUAUUAACUUCAGUGAGACGGUGUGAUAACUGAUAAUUUUGUAAUAAUUUUGUGUUAGCGGAAGUCUGCGCCUGAGUUCACGUUACAUCACGUGUGUGAUUAAAUUUAGAAAAAAUCAUGAUGGAAAAAUCCGACAGAGGCAAUAGAAAAGUCCAGUAUUUGAUUGCAUUUUCUGUAUCACUAGUUUCGGUGGCAAUGGGAACCUAUACGGCUUGGCCAGGGCCUGUCAUGCCAAAGUUUCAUGAUAACGAGACCGGCAUUUUAGUCACUGAUGAAGAAAUAUCUUGGAUAGUAGCAAUAUCGUCCCCUGGUUUCGUGUCAGGGAAUCUGAUCUCUCGGUUUGUGAUUGACAAGUAUGGAAGGCGCGCCACUAUGCUCGGCAGUGUUAUUCCUAUAAUAAUAGCUUCCCUCAUCGCUGUAUUUACUGUGCAGACUUGGCCACUGUACCUAGUAAGAUUUCUAUGGGGACUCGGGGUAGGGGUUAAUGCCACAACAGCAAACCUCUACUUAGCAGAAAUAGCAGAUAAAGAAAUUCGAGGCUCAUUGGGUCUUAUAUCAAGAUAUAUGUUCAGCUUUGGGAACCUCCUGAUGAUGUGUGUGGGCCCAUUCGUUUCAUACAAAACUUUGAAUUAUAUGUUACUUGGGUUACCAAUUAUACAUUUACUAGCUUCAUUCUGGAUACCUGAAUCCCCAUACUAUUACCUGAAAGAAGGAAAAGUUGAUAAUGCUAGAAAAGUUUUGCGGAAAAUUCGGGGUUGUAAGGAUGAAAAGAUAUUAGAGGAUCAAUUAUUGCAAAUGCAUACAGAUGUCAAGAACGAUAUGAGACAUUCUACCUCUGCGAGAGAACUAUUUACCGGAAAAAAAUAUAGGAGAGCUCUAGUUAUAUCUACAGGUUUGAAAUUUAGCCAAAUAGCGGCGGGGCAACUGAUAAUACAGGAAUAUCUAGGAUUAAUAAUGAAAGAGAGUGAGUCUGAAAUGGCACUAUCAACGGUUUUCAUUAUUGUUGGUAGUUUACGAUUUAUUGUUGGUGUGUUGGCAUCAUUCCUCGUGGACAAACUCGGUCGCCGUCCACUUUUAAUAUAUUCCUACGGCGGUACUGGUAUAUUCCUUCUCUUCAUUGGAAUAUACUUCUUCUUAGUACAAGCUUUAAAUAUUUCUAUACCUUCAUUCAAUUUCGUACCUUUAGCUGGUAUCAUAAGCUCCAGUAUAAUUUCAGGUUUAGGAUUCCAGUCUCUAAUUAUUGUAGUUCCAGCAGAAAUAUUUCCUUUAAACGUAAAAGCUGUUGCAAUGACGUACAUUAGUGUAUUUGGAGGUGCUCUUAACUUUGUUAUAACCAAAGCAUAUCAGUCUAUUAAGGAUUAUUCUGGUUUAUAUGGAGUAUUUUGGGUUUUUGCGGCAGGGUCGCUUUUUGGGUGCAUAUUUUCUAUCAUUUACGUUCCUGAGACAAAAGGUAAAAGUUUAACAGAGAUACAAGUGGAGCUACAAGGUGUUUUGUAUGAGCGCAGUGAAGUCAAGAAACUUAAUGAAGUCAUAUGCCAAGAUGAUCAUGAUGGAUGUAGAGAAUUAAAGGAAUUAGUUAGUAAAAAUAGCAACCAUGUUUAAGAAAAAGAAUAAUUUUGUGAAAUCUUUGUCAUUAUCAAUGACCUUGAUAUGUUUCGAAUGAGUAAUAAAGUUGAAAUAGCGUGACUUUUCCCAAUAUAUGGGGAAUUUUUUAACGAUUUAUAAAAUGCAAAUCGGUAUAAAUUACCCUAUAUAUGCAAAUAAGUAAUUUAAAAAAACAAACAUUCCUGACAAAUUUCAUCUCUGUAAGCGUCCUUUAAAUGUUAAUGUGAGAGAUAUUUUAUAUGUUAUGUGUGCUUGUUGUAGAGUACGUCGUACCAGACGUAGACGUACCUCGAAUAUAAAUAAGAGUUACGUGUACCUAACUUGCAGGCGCACAUGUUCGCUUGAAAGUAAUAUGCCUAAAAGGCAGCAAGUAGUUAAAUAAUCGAAAUAGGGUAUUUCAUAUUGACAAUAUACAACGGAACAUUAGUAAAGGGUCGUAUAUAACUUAUACUGAAACAUUGUGAUAAUACAUUGUGUAAUAUUUUGAUCUCUAUUACUUCCUGGCACCAGAGGUACGAUUACGAAUAGAUAACAAGAACGUACU
Hyposmocoma kahamanoa is the source of this 2272-nucleotide messenger RNA. Its product is annotated as facilitated trehalose transporter Tret1-like. Gene Ontology annotation, molecular function: transmembrane transporter activity. NCBI's taxonomy places the organism in Eukaryota, Metazoa, Arthropoda, Insecta, Lepidoptera, Cosmopterigidae. Gene Ontology annotation, biological process: transmembrane transport. Gene Ontology annotation, cellular component: membrane. The record is from RefSeq and is a predicted model, not a curated record. Bases 241 to 1725 code for a protein of 494 amino acids. The transcript is spliced from 9 exons.